Molecule: messenger RNA, 6048 nt
Organism: Trichomycterus rosablanca
Lineage: Eukaryota; Metazoa; Chordata; Actinopteri; Siluriformes; Trichomycteridae
Gene: myo5aa
Product: myosin VAa
Exons: 42
Coding region: 237-5876 (1879 amino acids)
Biological process (GO): actin filament organization; vesicle transport along actin filament
Cellular component (GO): vesicle; actin cytoskeleton; myosin complex
Molecular function (GO): microfilament motor activity; actin filament binding; ATP binding
Source: RefSeq, a predicted model, not a curated record
GAGAGAGACGCCGAGAGAACCGGAGGAGCCGCAGCUGAGAAGCUCUUCACCACCAGCACCACGAUCCCGCUGACUCACUCACUCACUCACUCACAUUUAUCCACAUUCAUCCACUCAUUCAUUCCGGGGUGGGAGACACGCAGGAGUGUUAGAGGAACCCGGAGGAGGAGAAGCGCUGAUGUGGAGGUUCAACUAACCGGGAUUGGGAGUGAGACAGCAGGAGUGAGACAGCAGGCAUGGCUGCGUCCGAGCUCUAUACAAAGUACGCCCGGGUGUGGAUUCCGGACCCAGAGGAUGUUUGGAGGUCAGCAGAACUCACUAAAGAUUACAAACAAGCGGAUACAGUUCUGCACCUACAGCUUGAGGAUGGAAAGGAACUGGAGCACAAGUUGGACCCGAAAACCAAAACCCUGCCUCACCUGCGUAACCCCGACAUCCUGGUGGGAGAGAAUGACCUGACGGCACUGAGUUACCUCCACGAACCGGCCGUCUUACACAACCUUAGAGUCCGCUUCUCCGACUCUAAACUCAUCUACACCUACUGCGGUAUUGUGUUGGUGGCUAUUAACCCGUAUGAGACGUUACCCAUCUAUGGCUCCGACAUCAUUAACGCCUACAGUGGGCAGAACAUGGGUGACAUGGACCCACACAUAUUCGCCGUGGCUGAGGAGGCCUACAAGCAGAUGGCCAGAGACGAGAGGAACCAGUCCAUCAUUGUCAGUGGAGAAUCCGGUGCAGGAAAGACCGUUUCGGCUAAGUACGCCAUGCGGUACUUCGCUACAGUGAGUGGAUCAGCCAGCGAAGCCAACGUGGAGGAGAAGGUGCUCGCCUCCAACCCCAUCAUGGAGUCGAUAGGAAACGCCAAAACAACCAGGAACGACAACAGCAGCCGCUUCGGGAAGUACAUCGAGAUCGGCUUCGAUAAGAAGUACCACAUCAUCGGGGCCAACAUGAGGACAUACCUGCUGGAGAAAUCCAGGGUCGUCUUUCAGGCGGAUGAGGAGAGGAACUAUCACAUCUUCUACCAGCUCUGCUCCUCCUGCAACCUGCCCGAAUUCAAAAUGCUGGAGCUUAGCAACGCGAACAAUUUCCACUACACUAAACAUGGCCGAAACCCGGUGAUCGACGGAGUGGACGAUGCGAAGGAGAUGUCCUCCACCAGACACGCCUUCACACUGCUGGGUAUUAAUGAAUCCUAUCAGAUGGGGUUGUUCCAGGUCCUGGCCGCCAUACUGCACCUGGGUAACGUGGAGGUGAAGGACCGAGAUUCGGACAGCAGCACCAUACCGCCCAAUAACUCGCACCUGAGCGUGUUCUGUGAUCUGCUGGGCGUGGCCUAUCAGGACAUGGCACACUGGCUGUGCCACAAGAAGCUGAAGACGGCGACGGAGACGUACAUCAAACCGGUUCCUAAACUUCAGGCCAUGAACUCCAGAGACGCUCUGGCUAAGCACAUCUACGCCAAACUCUUCAGCUGGAUCGUGGAGCACGUCAACAAAGCUCUGCACUCAUUCGUCAAACAGCACUCCUUCAUCGGGGUUCUGGACAUCUACGGGUUUGAAACGUUUGAGAUUAACAGUUUCGAGCAGUUUUGUAUCAACUACGCCAACGAGAAGCUCCAGCAGCAGUUCAACAUGCAUGUGUUUAAGCUGGAGCAGGAGGAGUACAUGAAGGAGCAGAUCCCCUGGACUCUGAUUGAUUUCUACGAUAAUCAGCCCUGCAUUAACCUGAUCGAGGCUAAGAUGGGUGUGCUGGACCUGCUGGACGAGGAGUGCAGGAUGCCGAAGGGUUCGGACGAGUCGUGGGCGCAGAAGCUGUACAACACUCACCUGAAGACGUGCUCACUGUUCGAGAAACCACGCAUGUCCAACAGAGCCUUCAUCAUCCAGCACUUCGCUGAUAAGGUGGAGUAUCAGUGCGAGGGCUUUUUGGAGAAGAACAAGGACACAGUGAAUGAGGAGCAGAUUAACGUACUGAAGGCCAGUAAGUUCGACCUGCUGGUGGAGCUCUUCCGGGACGAGGAGAAAGCGACGAGCCCUACAGGAGUCGCCCCCUCCACAGGGGGGCGCACUCGCCUCAGUGUCAGACCGGACAAGGGUAAACCAAACCAGGCCAGCAAGGAACACAAGAAGACCGUAGGACUGCAGUUCCGGAACUCCCUGCAGCUGCUGAUGGAGACGCUGAACGCCACCACGCCGCACUACGUCCGCUGCAUCAAACCCAACGAUCACAAACACGCCUUCACGUUCGAUCCGAAGCGAGCGGUGCAGCAGUUGAGAGCUUGUGGCGUCCUCGAAACCAUCCGUAUCUCCGCUGCAGGAUUUCCAUCCAGGUGGACGUAUCAGGAGUUCUUCAGUCGUUAUCGGGUGUUGAUGAAGCAGAAGGACGUUCUGCCUGAUAAGAAAAUGACCUGCAGGAUCGUUCUGGAGAAGCUGGUGCAGGAUCAGGAUAAGUACCAGUUUGGAAAGACCAAGAUCUUCUUCCGGGCGGGGCAGGUAGCGUAUCUGGAGAAGCUGCGUGCCGAUAAGCUUCGCGCCGCCUGCAUCCGCAUCCAGAAAACAAUCCGCUGUUGGCUGCAGCGCAAGAAGUACCUGCGCAUGAAACGCUCGGCCAUCGUCAUCCAGAGAUACGUACGAGGAUACCAGGCUCGAUGCCUGGCGACGUUCCUGCGCCGAACCCGAGCAGCCGUCAUCAUUCAGAAAUACCAGCGCAUGUACGUCCAGAAAACCAGCUACAGGCGCAAACGCAACGCUGCCCUCGCCAUGCAGUGCAUCCUCCGAGCGUACAUGGCCCGUCAGCAGUACAAAGCGCUGCUGCGCGAGCACAAGGCCGUCAUCAUCCAGAAGAUGGUGCGCGGCUGGUUGGCGCGGCAGUGGUACAAGCGCUCGUUGGAGGCGGUGGUUUACCUGCAGUGCUGCGUGCGGCGCAUGAUAGCCAAGCGCGAGCUGAAGAAGCUGAAGAUCGAAGCGCGCUCGGUCGAGCACUACAAGAAGCUCAACAUCGGCAUGGAGAACAAGAUCAUGCAGCUGCAGCGCAAAGUCGACGAGCAGAACAAGGAGAACCGGGUAAUAAACGAGCGCCUGAACAGCCUGGAGAGCACCCACGCCGUAGAGAGCGAGCGUCUGCGUAAGGAGCUCACCCGACUGCGGGGGUUCGAGGAGGAGGCGAAGAACAGCGCCAACCGAGUCAUGACCCUGCAGGAGGAGCUGGAGAAACUACGCAAAGAUCUGCAAACCACCCAGACGGAGAAAAAGGCCAUCGAGAACUGGGCUCAGAAGUACCAGGACGAGAUGGAGAAGAUGAUCUCAGAGCUAAAGGAGCAGAACAACCUGCUGAAGAACGAGAAGAACGAUCUGAACAGACUGAUCCAGGAACAGAGUCAGCAGUGGACAGAUAAGAUGCAGAGGGCGCUGAAGGAAGAGACGACUCAGCUGGAGAGCGAUCUGAACGAGGAGAGGUCGAGGUACCAGAACCUCCUCAGCGAGCACCUCCGUCUGGAGGAGAAAUACGACGACCUGAAAGAGGAGAUCAGCACGAUGGUACCCAAACCGGGCCACAGAAGAACCGACUCCACACACAGCAGCAACGAGUCCGAAUACACCUCCGAGUACACCGAGAACGAGGACGGAUCACGAGGACUCGAGGAUGUAAGCAGGGGUGCAGGGCUGGACAUGGCUCUGUUCCUGAAGCUGCAGAAGAGGGUGACUGAGCUGGAGCAGGAGAAACAGGGUCUGCAGAACGAGCUCGAUCGAAAGGAGGAGCAGUUUCAGCGGGCUAGAGCCAGGGAUCAUGAGGAGCAUAAGAAGGCUCGCAGCGCAGAACUGGAGUACGAAUCUCUUAAGCGUCAGGAGCUGGAGUCUGAGAACAAGAAGCUGAGACACAACCUGGGCGAGAUGCGCCAAUCCCUGGCGGGUAAAGAUGGCGGCAGUUCGGCCUACAAGCUGCUGAUGGAGCAGCUGAACUCCUCCAACGAGGAGCUGGAGGUUCGGAAGGAGGAGGUGCUCAUCCUGCGCUCGCAACUGGUCAGUCAGAAGGAAGCCAUGCAGCACAAGGAGACCAUGACUGAGCCGCUGCACCAUGUGGAGGAUCUACAGAAGCUCACGGAUGCUAAAGAGAUCUCACAGGCUUACAUGGGUCUCAAAGAUACCAACAGAUCCCCCAGGUUUCUGCGUAAGCCGUUUGCAGUGAACGAGCUGGUGAAUAGGCUGAGAUCCCCACUUCCUGACAUGCGUAAGAUGAAUGAGGAUGGAGAACUGUGGCUGGUCUAUGAGGGCUUAAAGGAGACCAACAGGUUGCUGGAGUGCCAGCUGCAGGCUCAGCGGCGCUCCCAUGAGGCCGAGCUGGAGGGGCUGCGCGGCGAGCUGCACUGUCUGAAGGAGGAGAACCAGCGGCAGCAGCAGCUGCUCACCCAGAACCUGCAGCUCCCGCCCGAGGCUCGUAUCGAGGCCAGUCUGCAGCACGAGAUCACCCGCCUGACCAACGAGAACCUGGAGUGCCCACCUGAGGAUCCAAAGGUGUACAAAAUCAACGUCCUGCGCAGGAUGAUUGACCUCAUGGAGCAGCUGGAGAAACAGGACAAGACGGUACGCAAGCUGAAGAAACAGCUCAAGGUGUUCGCCAAGAAGAUCAACGACCUGGAGGGCGGACAGGUGGAGAACGUGUCUCCGGGUCAGAUGGUGGACGAGCCGAUACGUCCGGUCAACAUUCCGCGCAGAGAGAAAGAGUUCCAGGGAAUGUUGGAGUACAAGAAAGAGGACGAACUCAAACUGGUCAAGAACCUCAUCCUGGAGCUGAAGCCUCGUGGCGUGGCGGUGAAUCUGAUCCCUGGUUUACCCGCGUACAUCCUCUUCAUGUGCUUACGACACGCCGACUACGUCAACGAUGACCAGAAAGUCAGAGCGCUGCUGACCUCCGUCAUCAACAGUAUCAAGAAGAUCCUCAAAAAACGGGGCGACGAUUUUGAGACGGUGUCCUUCUGGUUGGCCAAUACGUGUCGCUUCCUGCACUGUCUGAAACAAUACAGCGGAGACGAGCAAUUUAUGAAGUAUAACACAACGAAGCAGAACGAUCACUGUCUGUCCAACUUCGAUCUGGCCGAGUAUCGACAGGUCCUCAGUGAUUUAGCCAUUCAGAUCUACCAGCAGCUCAUCAAGUGUAUGGAGAACAUCCUGCAGCCCAUGAUCGUGUCCGGCAUGCUGGAACACGAGACCAUCCAGGGUGUGUCAGGUGUGAAGCCCACUGGUCUGAGGAAGAGGACGUCCAGCGUGGCCGAUGAGGGGACGUUCACCCUCGACUCCAUCCUCCGCCAGCUCAACUCCUUCCACAGCAUCAUGUGUCACCACGGCAACGACCCCGAGCUAAUUAAGCAGGUCGUCAAGCAGCAGUUUUACAUCGUCGGCGCCGUCACGCUCAACAACCUGCUGCUGCGCAAGGACAUGUGCUCCUGGAGCAAGGGCAUGCAGAUCAGGUAUAACGUGAGCCAGUUGGAGGAGUGGCUGAGGGAGAAGAACCUGAUGGUUUGUGGAGCGAAGGAAACUCUGGAGCCGCUGAUCCAGGCCGCUCAGUUACUGCAGGUUAAAAAGAAAACCGAUGAAGAUGCUGAAGCGAUUUGCUCCAUGUGUAACGCUCUCAGUACUUCUCAGAUCGUGAAGGUGUUGAACCUGUACACUCCCGUCAAUGCGUUUGAGGAGAGGGUUUCUGUAACGUUCAUCCGAACCAUACAGAACCGUCUGAGGGACCGUAAGGAAUCUCCUCAACUUCUCCUGGAUACCAAGAUAAUCUACCCGGUCACGUUCCCCUUCAACCCGUCCUCCCUCGCCCUGGACACCAUCCAGAUCCCGGGCAGCCUCAACCUGAGCUUUCUCAACCGCGUGUAGACCUGUCGGCCCGUCCCGCUCCCCCGUCACGUCUCACACUGUACAGACUUCACUUACAUCACGUACACGUACACACACCGACUCCUCGGUUCUAGUCCAACACUGCUGUGGAACGCUUGCUGGGAACGUUCCGGAUCAAUAACGGGUGUUUGGGAAUGGGGGGGGGGGUUGU